Messenger RNA from Olea europaea var. sylvestris, 1900 nucleotides. Its product is annotated as WPP domain-interacting protein 1-like. The transcript has 2 exons. The record is from RefSeq and is a predicted model, not a curated record. Lineage: Eukaryota; Viridiplantae; Streptophyta; Magnoliopsida; Lamiales; Oleaceae. The coding region runs from base 858 to 1688 and encodes 276 amino acids.
UCAAUUCCUCUAUUUUUUUAAUAGCAUUUAUUUUUGUCGUUUUCCAGUUCAUUAUUGAAGAAAUUAAUUCCGUGAAUUGGGAUUUGAUAUCACCGGAAAGUAAUUCAUUUUCCUCUGGAGAAUUUUCUUUAUAUUCGAGUAUCUCAUGAGCUGGAAUGAUGGUUACUUGGUCUCGAUUUUGAUCUGAAUAUUUAGCUCGAAGGGUUUACACAAUUAAAUUUGCUGAAUUUUGACGGUUAAUGGAUUUGGAAAGAAAAUUAUAGGUGCUUGCACCCCUGGAAGUUAAUAAAGCAAUUGCUACCAUAGCUGCCUCUGAAAGAAAGAGUAUUAGUGAUGUGAAAAAAAGGUUCAUAGCAGUGGGUAUUGCGUGGUGAAAAAUAAUGAGUUAUCUUUCUGAAAAGGAAUUGAAGUUAGAUAAUCAAUAAAUUUGCCUCCUUUGGAGGUGCAACAGGAAGUAUCUCCUUCCCCUUUACUGAGGAAAGAGCGUGUCUUGAAGACAUGGAGAAGGAUCAAGAAGGAAGUAAAUAAGGGUGCUGAUAAUUGUGUUGAUACUGGCAGGAUAACGACACUGGUUUUUGGUAUUCAGUGUCGAAUUCCUGUAAAGGAUGCAAUUUUUUACUGAGAGGAAGCAAAAUAAUGAGGGGUCUGUGUCACCUGUAAGUGGGGGUUUUAGUGAUUCUGGGUCAAUGAUUGGUCCAACCUUUACUGAUUUUGAAUGGAUUCUCAAAAUUGCAAUAAUCAAAUUAGCAAGUCAUCCACAGCAUCCAGCACACCAUGGAUAAGGUACGAGCUUCCUGUUGUUGCAUGAGUUCUGCUCAAUAAGAGCCAGACAGGUGAAUCGAAGUGGAAGAAAGGAAAUGGUCAGUUUGAGACUGUUAAGAUGGCUAGGAAAGCAGGUCAAAAUCGAGAAGAAAAACUCUCAUUCCAGCCUGGAAUCUGACUCUCGAACCUCCAAUUUUGCAAUUAUGCAGGCAAAUGACUCUGCAAGUAACAGAGUUCAAAGUGGAGAGUCGUUGAAUUAUGAUGGAGAAAACUAUGAUGAACUUCAUGCCGGUGUUGAUCCUCUAGUUGAACAUAUUUAUACACUCCAAUCAGCACAAGAAGCACUAGGAAAAGAGGUACUGAAGUUUCGGGAAGUUGGAAUUUUAUUAGAUGUUUCAGUUGAUGGUGCAGUUCAGGACUCACCUUCGGAGCUCAUUUCCAUCGAUCUGAAACUCCAGGAUACUAGCUCCUCCAAGCAAAUACAAUCUGACAAGAAUAUGCAUAGUUCUUUCUAUUCCUUGCACUCUGAGGCUAUAGAAGCAGUGAACAGAAAAUACAUGGGAACAGAACUUGAGGACCUCUUUAGGCUGAAAAUUGAAGCUGAAGUUGAAUAUUUGGCAAUAUCAAGAACUACCCAAAAGUAUAGAGGUGCUGUGAAGGAUAAAAUAUCUCUGGCUUCAGAGCAAUUCCUGAAGCUGAACAGGCUUGAGAAUACAAAAAACAAGGCCUCAAUGCUUGAAAAAGAAGCCGAGAAGUUGGUGAAUUCUUGUGAAGAUAUUGCAAGUGCUGAAAAGACAUUGAAACUGCAGAUGAGGCUAUGCAAGUACGCCUCAUAUUUCUUAAUACAGUUAGUAAUAUUGUUACUCAUCCUGGGAUUCUUUAUUUUCGAUAUUUCUCCAAAUUAUGAUGGGGUUGUUCCCACUUAGUUCUAAGAAGAGUUUCUGGGUCGUUCUUUUCUCUUUCAUUAGUUUAUAAUGUUCUAAAUCUAGUGUGAGUAUUUACUAGUUCUUUCCAGAGGUAGAUUACAGAUCAAACAUGAGCGUUGGCUGUUUUUAUUAGUUAAUUUACAUGGUAGCUGGUUGUGCAGUACUGGUUUGCUAAACUCAAUUUUGAAUUCUAUAAUUAUUUUUUGUGGGUC